This is a messenger RNA of Fonticula alba, 2751 nucleotides long. RefSeq lists its product as hypothetical. The coding region runs from base 54 to 2405 and encodes 783 amino acids. Gene Ontology annotation, cellular component: nucleus; cytoplasm. The record is from RefSeq and is a predicted model, not a curated record. Gene Ontology annotation, molecular function: methyltransferase cap1 activity. The transcript has 8 exons. Lineage: Eukaryota; Rotosphaerida; Fonticulaceae. Gene Ontology annotation, biological process: 7-methylguanosine mRNA capping.
CCCCCCCCCCCUUCUAUAUCCACGCGCGCACUCCCCAGCCAGGUGAGAGACAGAUGGAGCUGGACAUCCCUCUGGCGGAUAGCGCCCCCCUGAUGGCGGCUGACCAGGUCAGUGCGCUCGGCCAGCAGGCCAUUGCCCCUGAGCCUGUGCCUCUGAGCCUCAGCUCCACCUUUACCAUGCCGUUGGCCCAGGCCCUGGCCGACGGUCCGCUGGAGUCGCUCAUUUGCACUGGCACCUCCUACCAAACUCACCAGCAGGUGAAGGACAACAACCGAGUCUACUGCGUGGACCAUGCCUACGACGCCAUCAACGAGCUUAAGUCCUCCUUCGAUACGGUCCCUGACGCGGUUUUUACGACCGCUCGUGCGGUGACCAAUCCCUUCGAGUCCCUCGGUAGCGGCCCGUACCGGACCCGGACGCCGAUCAAGCUCCUGCUGAUGGACGCCGAAUUCGAUCUGGCUCCCCUGCUGCCGAGCGUGCAUGACACCUUCUACUUCGCGGAGAUUGCCCCGGUGGCUGGUCUUUUCGCGGAGUACAUUUUUUCCAAGCACAACAUUUCCGCUCAGGGCGUUUGCAUGAAUCUGUCUGCGCAACGCGCCGGUCGCCUGCCCCCGAGGCUCAGUCCCGAGUUGCGCGAAAACCUGCACACCUUCACCAACAAGAUUGCAUCCGCCAGUCUCAUGAGCACCGAGGUCAUCCGUGACUUUGUGAACUUCACCAAACGCUCCUUCGAUGGGGAACUCUGCCAUUUCGUCAUCGCCGAUGGUACCGUGAAUACCAAUCAGGCACCCAAUCAGCAGGAGCAACUUGUGCGCCAUCUGGUCUUCUGCGAGAUGCUCACCGGCCUCAGCAUUCUGCGGAAAGGCGGUAGCAUGGCUCUCAAGGUUUUCGACACCGUCACCCCCUUUAGUGUGGGGAUGAUCUACAUCCUGACGCGUCUCUUCAAUUCCGUCCAUUUGGUCAAGCCGUCCUGCUCGCGGCCGGCUGGCUCUGAGCGGUACCUGGUCUGCCGGGGGUUCCUCCAGAGCGAGGAACUGGUGGCUCUGGAAACUGACGACCAGCGCGCCGGAGUCCUGUCCUCGGUCCUGGACAAGCUUUUCACGAUCAGCGAAGAGCUGAGCAAACUCCGGAUCCACAACCUUGGCCUCGCCGAGCGCCCGGAGAACCCCAUCACCGACCCGGUGCUCUUCGAUCAAAUCGUGGAUCUGGUGUCGCCGGAGCUGCUGGCCCUGCCGGCCGCCCUGGCCCCCGGGAAGGAGCUCCACCCGCUGGUGUCGGAGAUUGGGGCGUCGAACAAUUUGCACCUGGACCACCAGUUCCGCUACCUGCGCCUGAUCCGGGACCUGGUGGACACCUGCCUGGAUGCCGAGCAGGGAGUCUACUCGGUGGAGGGGCUGACCGUGGAUCUGGUGCAGCCCGAGCACCAGGAGAUGUGCCGCACUCUGCUGCGACAGGUUGGCCUGGGAGGGACAUCCAUCCUGCCGGCCGAGCGUCUGAUCGGCUCCGGCAUCCACCAGCUCCAUGGCGGGGAGGACCGGUCGCGGCUGCUGCCGAAGCGCCGCCCGGCUGCCGGUGCCCCGGUUCCCCUGGCCAGCGGCGAGCAGGAGCCCAAGAUCUUCCGCGACCGUGGCUUCUCCGACUUCGUGCAGGACUCGAACAAUCCCCUGGGCGCGCGCCUAAAUGUGCCGACCCUGCGCACGGUCCCCCUCGGGACGCUGGAGCAUGCCGACACGGCGUCCUUGAGUCCGGCCCUGCGCCAGCGCCUUGGCAUGGUGGUCGAGGCCACCGGGCCAGCUGGGGCCGGGUUGGACAAUGGCGAUGUCUUUGACCAGGCGGCUGGCCGGCUGUCUUCCUUCCGUGAUCGGGGUUUCUCGCGCGUCGGCGAGGAUGACGAUGAGGAGGAGGACAAUGAGCCCCGGGCCGCGGACCGCUGGGGAAGCGGCGCGUCUCGCCGCGGUGGGCGCUGGGGCGCCACCGGUGGCCACCCUCGUGCCGGCGCCGAUCCCUUCGAGUCGAGUGCGCGCCUGCGGCCGGAGGGUCGCGGGCGCGAUCGCGAGCGUGAGCGCGAUCGUGAUCGCCACCGCGACGAUGAUGACGACGCAGGGGCCGCAUGGCACCGGGAGGAGGGUGGCGGUCGGCACCGGCUGGCGCACCGUCUGUCCACGGUGGCCGAGACUCGGCCGCCGCGCCGGCACCGCGAUGACGACUACGAUGACGGUGGCGAGUAUGGCCGCCGGCGCCCGCACCACCGGGAUUCCUCGCAUUCGUCGCGCGGCUUCGGAAGCCGCGGCGGCGGCGGCGGCGGCGGCGGUACUGGUGGUGGCCGCCGCAGCGGCGACUCCCGUCGGCAUACGGACUCGCGCGAGAUGGAUGACGAGUUUGAACGGUAUAUGGGCCGCGGCUAGGUUGGCGCUUGCCGGGCGAUCGCUCCCCCCGCCGCCGCCAGCUGCAGGGAGCUGAUGGGGGCAGCGUGGUGCACAAUCAAGAUCGCUGGCCCUCGCCAUGUCUCGCAGCAAGUGCACCCGCUGUUGUCCCCUCCCGCCUGUGAGUGCAGCGCGACGCCCAGGGGGGGCGGAGCAGGGGGGUGUCCCGCCUCGUGAGGGGCCCGACUACCGGCGCCCAGUUGGCAACUGCAUGCUACGUACUUCACCCGUCGACCAGCACCCAGAACCUCCCUUGGAAUAUAUUUAUGCGUGUAAAAUGUUUAUCACAAUAGGGGCAGCAGGACUGGGCUGAAUUGCGAGGUGGGUG